This is a messenger RNA of Cynoglossus semilaevis (tongue sole), 6066 nucleotides long. RefSeq names its product protogenin B-like. The transcript has 19 exons. Gene Ontology annotation, biological process: cell-cell adhesion. The record is from RefSeq and is a predicted model, not a curated record. Gene Ontology annotation, molecular function: protein binding. NCBI's taxonomy places the organism in Eukaryota, Metazoa, Chordata, Actinopteri, Pleuronectiformes, Cynoglossidae. The coding region runs from base 565 to 4104 and encodes 1179 amino acids.
UGCUAUGUCAUUUCUUUUAAAACAUCUACGAUAUAGUUUGGUUUUUUGUGUACACAAAUGUACUGUACUGACAACAGGUCUCUUUAAUGACGGAAAAAUAAUUAAUAUCAAAUUUUGCGAUGUCUAUGAUGAAGUAUAGGUCACAGUUUUACAAUCAGAACAGCCAUUUAUAGCCACUAUUUUGCACAGUCAACACUUCACAGAAAUGGUUCUGUGUUGAAGGAGAACUGAAAUGCAUAUUUUAAAUGUUACAUUAGCCAUCUGAAUGAAGCCAAUCAAAAGUUCAGUAUUCUUCAACACAAAUGUUAUCUUCUUUUUGCAAUUUUUUUGCAAAACAUUUCUAGACUCUUGUUCUCUCUCUCACCACCUCUCUCCGUCUACCUCUCUCUCUCAUUUCACGGGCAGCAAAAGCGCAUGCGUCAGAAGGCGGGAGCGGGGCCCCGGCUUCUGGUGGAAUAGCCACUUCUCCCCAUCCUCUUUAACUUCAUUAUUGGGGAUCUACACACAGCACGCGGCCAACCGGCGGAGCUGCGGUGCUGGAAAAUGAGACACCGGAGCGGAUAAAUGGCUAAGUUUAAGAUGAAAGUCUGCCGGCAGUGGCUGCUUUUUGUUUUAUUUCUCCCUUUAUCGGGUGUUUUAUGUUUCAGUGAGUUGUCCUUCAUCACGGAGCCCAGUGAUGUUACUGUACUACCAAAGGACCCGGCUGUCUUGGACUGUCAGGCUCAUGGGCUGCCUCCAGUCACCAUCAAGUGGCUGAAAAAUGGAGUUCGGCUGACAGAGAGCGAGCACAUAAAGUUCCUGUCAAAUGGCUCUUUGCACAUACCAAAAAUAAAGCAUACCAAGGAGGAUUCAGAUGAAGGGUUCUACCAGUGCCUCUCCCAGAACAAAUACGGAGCUAUCCUAAGCCAAAGAUCAUGCCUGACUAUCCCAACUAUUUCUGAGUUUAUUUUGCAUCCUGUGCCUGUUGUGGUGAUUGAAGGGUCAGUGGCAAGAUUCUCUUGUGCAGUCACCUCCAACCCCCCUGCAACCAUCACUUGGGAGCUCAACCAAAGCACAUUACCACUCCGGACAGACAGACUUACAGUUUUACCAAAUGGAGUUCUGCAGAUUCAUAAUGUUCAACUUGAAGAUGCCGGGCAGUACCGAUGUGUGGCAACUAACAUUGGUAGCAGUAUGAAGAGUAGAGAAGCAUCACUUAUAGUUAACACGGUUGCUGUUCCUAAGUCACGACAGAGGCCCAAAAUCAUUGCCGGUCCUCAGAAUGUCACAGCUUCACUUCACCAAACUGUAGUGCUGGAGUGUAUGGCCACAGGAAACCCCUGGCCCAUCAUCUCCUGGAGCAGAGCUGAUAGUAAAGCCAUCGAUGUGUACAAUGCCAAAGUGCUGGGUAAUGGUAACCUGGUUAUCACUGAUGUCAGCUCCAAGCACAGUGGUGUCUACCUCUGCAGGGCCACCACUCCUGGAACCCGCAACUACACCAUCGCUGCAGCCAACAUAACAGUUCUAGUUCCACCAACUAUUGUUGAAAAGCCUGAAAGCCAGACCCGUCCUAGAGCUGGCACUGCCAGGUUCAUGUGUCAGGCAGAAGGAGUGCCUUCACCCCGCAUCAGUUGGCUCAAGAAUGGAGAAGAGGUUCACCUAAAUGGAAGAAUAAAAAUGUAUAACAGUAAAUUGGUUAUAACCCAGAUCAUCCCUGAGGAUGAUGCCAUCUAUCAGUGUAUUGCAGAGAAUGAACAGGGCUCGGUGUUGUCAGUGGCUCGCCUUAUUGUUGUCAUGUCCGAGGACAGACCCAGUGCACCCAGAAACAUCCAUGCUGAGACCAUCUCCAGCUCUGCUAUCCUGCUGGCCUGGGAGAGGCCCCUGUACAAUGCAGACAAAGUUAUUGCCUACUCCAUACAUUAUAUGAAGGCUGAAGGACUGAACAACGAAGAAUACCAAGUUGUUAUUGGCAAUGACACCACCAGUUACAUUAUUGAUGACCUCGAGUCAGCCCGAAACUACAGCUUUUACGUUGUGGCUUACAUGCCAAUGGGAGCCAGUCGUAUGUCCGACCAAGUCAGUCAACAUACCCUGGAGGAUGUACCUUUGCGUACCCCAGAGCUGAGUCUCAGCAGCCACAGCUCCACUGACAUCCAGGUUAGCUGGCAGCCUCUGCCAGCCAAGAUAAGCCGAGGUCAAGUGUCUGCGUACAGACUGUCCUAUCGUACAGCGACGGACAACACAGUCACCUCUGUGGAGCUGCCUCAGAACAACACCAAGUAUCUGCUGGACAACUUACAGCCUGAUACCAUCUACCUGCUUCGUAUCGCUGCAUCCACCCGUGUAGGCUGGUGCGAGCCUUCAGCUUGGACAUCUCACCGCACACCUAAGGCCUCCAGCAACAAAGUGCCUUCAGCGCCUGUUCUUCAACUUGAGCCGCUUAACUGCACCUCCAUUGUGGCUCGCUGGCAAACUUCCGUGGACUCUGUGGUUGUCCAGGGAUACCGGCUGUGUUACCAUGAAGAAGGACAACCAGAGCAACCCAACAUCCAGCUGCAGCCUCAGACCAACUCCUACACCAUCAGUGGCCUUGACCCAAGGAGAAUGUAUCAUGUCAAGAUCCUGGCUGUCGGUCAAGCUGGAGAUGGUUAUCAGACAGACCAAACUAUCAGCACUCCAGGAUGUCUGUCGGCUAGAGACCAACUGACAUCCUCACCUCCACCUCCAGAUCAUGUAACUGUCACAGCAGGAAACUCAUCCUCAGUGACACUACGCUGGAGCUGCCCUGCAUUUUCUUCAGGAAAGGCCGUUAGCUUCACGGUCCGCUGUACACCUGUGGGCACCCAUAAUGCAUCUGCCAUACGCUUCCUACAAACGACAAAACAGAACGUGGUGGUUCUGAAUUUGGGUCCAAACACUCGCUAUGAAUUUGUUGUCCGUCUCCAUGUCGAUCAAAUGUCCAGUCCAUGGAGUUCAGUUGUUUACCAUCAAACUCUGCCUGCAGCACCUGGCCAACCACCUGCAGGUGUGCGAGUGACGCUAAUCGAGGACGACACAGCUCUUGUGUCCUGGAGGGAGCCCACAGAGCCCAACCUGGUGGUCACACAUUAUACCAUCCUGUACGCUUCUCAGAAAGCCUGGAUGACUGGUCACUGGCAGGUCAUACAGAGGGAGGGAAUCCACACUAUGGCCCUGCUGGAGAAGCUGGAGCCAGGGAACAUCUACCUGGUGAAGAUUUCUGCCUCCAACCAGGUUGGUGAUGGUCCUUUCUCCAACAUCGUGGAGCUGCCUCUGAAGCGAGGAAACAACCACCGCACCCACCGUCACUCUGACAGCCACCCAGACAGGACAGUGUUCUCUGAUGGCCUGUACAACAUUGACCACAGGUCAAUGACAGGGAUCAUUGUUGGUGUGAGCAUUGCCUUGGCCUGUAUUGUCAUGUGUGCUUUGAUCCUCAUUAGCAAGGGUCGUCCAAGAAAGUCCAGUCACAAAAUGAUGGCUGCGGGACCAGCUGAAGGUCCACAUGCUGCUGUGUCCCUGUCCAGGGAACGUCACACAGAGAACAUGGACGUCCUUAUACCUAUGAUAAGCAGUCACUUCUUAGAUGUCAAAGGUGGAUCUAACAUAAUCAUUAAUAGUGCUGGUCCAGUCAACAAGACCAACAAGUGGCUUCUGUUUAAGAGAGAGACUGAAAACCCACCAGAAAGUGACGCGGAGAGGAACGCCAGCUUUUAUGAACGUGGUAAAACCAUACUGAGGUAUGAUGAAAAUCUAGGUUCUGCUCCUCUGGCGCCUUCAUCACGGGAGAUCAUCUAUGGACCAAUGCAUUCAGAAAGUUCUCAGAGCAGCGAGGGUAGUCAAGAGACAGGAGACUCUGGACACUACUCCAGUGAAGACAGCAAUGAGGAAAUGAGCAAUCCUUCCACAAGUCGAAGUUCUAGGCCUGAAUCUAUUGGGUCAAACGAUGGGAUCGCUGUCUCUGAGCUAAAGCAGUCUUUGGAGGUAGAAAACGAGAAGAUGCUGAGCCGUGCCCUCCAUUACUCAGCACCUGGUGAUUCUCUGCUCUGCUGCACUUUGGAGGGCUCUCAUCCCGACCUGCACACUUCCCAAGCUGCUAGCUCCUGACCUUCCCAGGCCAACGUCUGCUCCUCAGCAGCUAGAACUACACCAUUUCUGUCUCGUUUGAUUCUCUCGAGUUGAGUGCCUCCAUUAUUACCUGAGGCCCAGAGGAUCUGCAGAGCUACUGCUUAGGUGGAGAGAAUGUGCUUUGGCUCCACAUCUACCUCAGGAUAUUGUGUGAACGAUUGUUACAACAUUUUAUUUCCAUUUAAUUUUUACAACUUUCUACCUGUUUGACUGUGUUUGGUGUCGUCUGCCCUGAACCAGAGCUCACCCAUGAUGAAUGUCAAAAAGAAUGUUUGAAAUGUGCAGUGGUACAUUGUCAUUAUAUUUAAUUUCUUUCCACUGGAGCGAAGGGUGUAGUACAGCCCUUUUUUACUGCUUAUCUACCUCUUGUCUUGUACAUACAUGACUACCUCCCUUUGCACUGUGUUUGUGCAGUGUUACCUCAGACUCAGGGGAUGAGGUGAACACCUUUCUGUGUCAUGUCUGGAUGCCUCCGCUGCUCCUCGGUUUUUAAAUUUCUUUUCUCUCCGUUUUGAGGUGGAAAGAGUUUUUGUUUCACAUUGGUUUUGUUUUUCAGAGUGAUGGAUGCGGUGAAAACUACAAGUGCAUUAGAACCUGUCAAACAUAUUUAAGUUUUGUCAUACGUUUACUGUUUGACAUAUUCAGUGCACUGAACUGAAAGCUUUAAUAUGGCCUUAAUAUGCUGAAGGGCUUUGCAAAGAUAGAUAAGAGAUCCAAAGGCUGGAGAAAUUAAACCCAAAGAGUAUGUGGUGAUACAAUGGAAGUUGUAAGCCAGCCAAAAAAAUAUAGAGGAUGUAUAUUUAAGGUUCGUUUGCCAAAAAAAUGACAGUUCUUACCAAUGACGAUGUAAAUGUUCUUUAGAAUUGUGGUUUAAAUGCCUGUAAAUUGUCUUUAUUGCUUUAUCCUGGUCAAAGCUUUAGCACAAGUCUCCAUGGCUUGUGUUCUGUUUGCCUUCUAGACCAUUGCUGAAUGCAGCGGUGAUGCCACUGCUAAUAUCCAAAGAGUUGUCUGUUUCCUCAGAAGGGUAGGGCUUUAAAUUCAGUUGAUCCUUGGUGUGAUGAUGUGGGAAUAUCUCACUGACCAAAGUGUGUGUGUUCUACCAGUGACGGAUGCUUGUAUUUAUUCUCUUGGUCGGAGAAUCACCAGUCACUGUUCAGUAUUACUGCAUGAGGAAGAACUCAUCUCCCUCUAAUAUUUCCUGUCCAAGGUGAGACAAUGAAGAAUUCUGACUAUCAUCAAUGAAACCCUAUGUGUGAACAGCGACAUAAUCAUUUUUUAUACCUUUGUAAUACAAAUUAUCCUAACGAAACCAAAGAAACUUGAAGUCUCUGUUUUUUAGUGAUUUUCUUUGGUUUUCAUUUAACAUAAUUUGAAUUGAAAUGUGAUCGAUUUCAAAUGGUUUUGAUUACUAGAAAGGCUUUUUACAUAGUUCUUUUUUUUAAGCUUGAGAUGUCAAAAAUGAUUCUGUUGUCUUUUCUUAACCUGAUUUUGCCUGAGUUGUAAUUGCAAUACAUUCAAAUUCCAUUGAAAUUUUAGUUAUAUCCAUUCCCACUUUCCACUUUUAUUUUAUGUUUUGUUAAAUUAAAAUGGCAGUUUUUAUGUUCGGAUUUUGUCAGUUAAAAGGUUCAUUUAAAAAGCAACAACAUUUGUGCUGACUCUACUCAGGUGCUAAGUAUAGAUUUAGAAUGUAGAUUUUACUGUUAUUAUUUAAGUUAUGUUUUUUGAUAUUUCUGCUUUUGAAUACCAAAAUACAUCUAUGAAUAAUUGUGAGUAACAGAACAAAUUACUGUAUGUGUUGGAUUGUUGCAACGGAUGUUUUGACACUCUCAAGAUCAAUAAUAAAAUUCUUCUUGGAAAAAUACAAAGAAUGUCAUCUUCUUUGUGUCACUUUUUUUUGGUCAAAUGUCUGUGUAUUUUGUUUACCACAGAAAUGAUGCAGCA